Stereum hirsutum FP-91666 SS1 is the source of this 2533-nucleotide messenger RNA. Its product is annotated as MFS general substrate transporter. The transcript is spliced from 13 exons. The record is from RefSeq and is a predicted model, not a curated record. Gene Ontology annotation, cellular component: membrane. Lineage: Eukaryota; Fungi; Basidiomycota; Agaricomycetes; Russulales; Stereaceae. Bases 56 to 2209 code for a protein of 717 amino acids. Gene Ontology annotation, molecular function: sucrose:proton symporter activity.
AUUUCUUUACCUCUACUUCGACCGAGAACGGUCUACACGGUCUUUCUUAGUAGUCAUGACUGGCUUUGCUGCCCUGCCGAUAUCAGAACAGCCUGAUUCUGGCUCACAAUGGGCAGGCGUCGCCAAAAUUCUUGGACCACGGUGGGCACAGCUACCUUCGCUGACGGUCGGUCUCGUGGGUGUUCAAUUGAUGUGGUCUGUUGAGAUGUCAUAUGCCAUGCCAUACCUAAUAUCUCUCGGAAUGUCCAAGUCCGUUACGGCGAUUGUGUUUCUAGCGGGCCCGAUUUCAGGUCUCGUCGUGCAGCCAUUUAUUGGUACUGUUGCUGAUAAUUCCAAGUCACGGUUUGGCCGAAGGAGACCGUAUAUUCUUGCCGGUGUGGCCGUCUGCGCUUCGGCUAUCCUUCUCCUUGGCUUCACCCGUCAAUUCGCAAGCAUCGUCACCACCACUGGCUCCUCCGCUAAUAAUUCCUUGACCAUCUUUCUGGCUGUCUGGGCUAUAUUCUGCAUUGACUUCGGUAUCAAUGCCGUACAAGCGGUCGAUCGUGCUUUACUUGUCGACACGCUUCCACCUCCGGACCAGCCAAGUGGUAAUGCAUGGGCCGCGCGAAUGCUCGGGAUUGGAAGCGUCACAGGAUUUUUCAUCGGAAACGUGGACAUGACCAGGGUAUUACCAUUCCUUGGUAACACGGAGUUACAAAUCCUUUCGGCGUUCUCGUCUAUAGUAUUGGUAGGAACGCACGCAGUUACUGCGUACCUGGUCAAGGAACGCGUGCUUUUGGCAUCGAGUCAGGCCAAGAAGUCGCUCAAGCAAGAGCUCAAAGAGCUUUGGGAUUGUGCACGCACCUUGCCCCACGUCAUUCGUCAAAUCUGUAUGAUCCAGUUCUUUGCCUGGCUUGGUUGGUUCCCGAUCCUAUUCGACACAACCCUCUACGUAGGCGACCUCUAUCGUCGUUCCGUCUCCGCCAACACAACAAUGUCACAGGAAGAGAUCGAUUCCGAAGCCACUCGGCUCGGUGCUCGCGCCCAAUUCUACUCUGCCCUCGUUGCACUCGCCACCAACUUCCUUGCACCAAUGAUCAUUGCAGAAGUCAAGCCUCGCUCGCGACGAAGAAGUAGUAUGGGCGGUUUGGCGCUUGGAGGGGGGAUCGAGGGAAAGCGGUGGUGGCAGAGGAAGUUGCACCUUGCGACGCUUUGGGCGGCCUCGCAUGCACUUUUUGCGAUCUGUAUGGUUGGAACCUUUUUCACGUCGAAUGUGACGGGUGCCACCGUACUCAUAACGCUUACUGGAUUUUCAUGGGCUAUCACACAGUGGGCACCAUUUUCCCUCCUCGCCGAAGCCAUCCUGACUACUCCCUCCGAAGAUGACCCCGAUACCGGUGACAUUCGAUCCAUCCUCUUAACGGACUCUCGAACACAUCUCCCAUUAGACGAAGACAACAGGCGCGACCGAGAACCCAGCGAGCGAGAUCAAUUCCUCAUAGGCCAUGAUGACGAUGACCGCUCGGACGUGGAGAGCGAACAGUCUGAUAUGGUGUUCGAGGCUGGUGCGAUUCGGUUGGGCAGCGUGAAGAAGUCUCGGGCUGCUAAUGGAGGCGGCGUGAACGGCCAUAAUGGGCAUGGGGAGGAUCAUGAGCACGAUGAUUGGAGUGAAGUGGACGCGGAAGGGGCGGAGCAGCGGGAGGGCGAUUAUCAUGAAGGGCUUGGAGAUGAGGAAGAUACGAGUCGGGAAGGUUUGAUGGGGAACUCCGCUGCACGGCAAAGUUUCGUGGAUGUUGGCGGUGUGGAGGACGUGCAUUCCCAUCCUCCACGAAACAGGGUCGCUUUGGAUGGAGAGGAGAGAGGUGUAGAGACCCCCUCCGCAUUAAGUGGCAAAGCUGGAAUCAUCCUGGGCAUCCACAACAUCUUCAUCGUCAUCCCACAGUUCCUCAUCACAGGGCUAUCUUCACUCAUAUUCGCCCUCCUCGACCCCUCUAAAUCAGUUCUACACGCCCACAUACCUCCACCAAGCUCGAAUACCACCGCCGAUGCCACCGACGUUGCCACACGGUUUGUGUGGCGGCAAGACGACGGGCUUGAGGAUGUCGGUGGGGAGGAGGCCACGACAGAGGGACCUAAUGCCGUUGCGAUCAUCUUUCGGAUUGGGGGCCUUGCAGCUGCGGCCGCGUUCAUCAUAAGCUGGAGACUCGCUCGAGAGCUGAGGCGAAGAUGAAAGGUAUCCAAAACUGAAGUUUAUUUAUUCGCCAGGAGAACAACGACAAGGGCGGCGCACAAGUUGAAUCUGUCCAUACCAUACUCUACUCCCAAGGAGGCUCAGGAGGGUGGCAAUGUUCAUCUUCAAAAGUCUCUUCAGGCUACGGACUUUUUCUGCACCCACAUUGGGUUUCUAUUCACAAACUAUAUCGUGCCCUUCGUUUCGUUCUCAUGUCCUCUGCUAUCAUUUGUACCGUACCUACCACCUUCAGCACCAUUUGUUGUCGGCUCGCUCUUUGAUCUCUAUUUGUUUGUUUGUUCUUUUGUUCUUUUGGUCUAAUUU